AUGGCUAUUGAUUCAGUUUCUAAGCAGAAGUUGAGUGGUAAAGAUCAAUCGCCGGUACACCAAAACGUUGGGAAGAAGUUCAACUCUGAAUCUGUUGCAAGUAGGUCUURAUCUCCUUACAGACACACUCGCUGUAUGUCACCGUUUCGCACUACAAGUAACGGUUCUCCGUUGCAUCCUGACACUCGUAAGGAGACAGAGAACCUGAGAGCUAACAUAUUGAACAAGUAUAUUAGAAACAUAAGCUGGUCUCAGGACUUACUCUACCCAAGAAGCAAUGGUUGGACUAGCUCUCUCUUGGAGAAGACAGUGUACGUAGACACCGAGAAUUCACAUAACUCAAAUAUCGUUAUGAUCACUCCAGAGGAAGAAGACAUUUCAGGAAAGAAACCAGAUACCAAUCUUGAGCUUGAAGCUUUCGAAAACAUUAGUAUUAGAAGUGACAAAAUGAUGAAUGAUAGUCCUGAUAUGUUUCCUCUUGCGCCACCGUCGCCUAAGACUCCGAAUGGUACUCCGUUUUGGGUGUGA
This is a messenger RNA of Arabis nemorensis, 528 nucleotides long. The record is from the annotation of a GenBank genome assembly. Lineage: Eukaryota; Viridiplantae; Streptophyta; Magnoliopsida; Brassicales; Brassicaceae.